GACUGUCCCACCGCGCAUGGGACGCCGCUCAAACCCAUCCAUCCAUCCAUCCCUCGUGGGUCAGUUAGUAUGCCUCCUAUCUCACGUUACACGUACAAUCCUGUUCUCCGCGUGGACAGGCGCGCCGAGCGUCGCGGCUCGAGCUCAUUCUAACAGGUGGCGAGCGAUUCCGGGUGCAGCAGCAGUUCAUCACUGAGCGACGAACGCUGAGAGGAUCGCAAUUCUUGGGCUUCUGCGCGUAUUAACACAGUCUAAUGAUCGUAUUUAGGGUAUUUAGGCGAGGGGCAGAUUGGUUUAAUUAGCCUUCAGCUUACAGGUGGGCGAAAACCGUUUGUAGGACGGCCCCUCUUUCAGUUCCUCAACAGGAGACGCGGGACUGUCAUUUGUUUGCCGUCCUGUGGGACAGAAGAAACGGCUCCGUUAACAGGUGCGAGGAUAGACGAAUACACCGGCGUUCAGUCGCGUGUUUGUGCAGAACGCGAUUUGAAGAAUAUUUCCAUUGGUGUUCGCGGUAAAUUGGGAGCUUUAUCUACAUAUCUAGCAUAUCUUCGAAGCCUCUUUCGUACCGGAGGAGGACCGACAAAGCCAUGUCAACCAAAAAACGGGUGGAUUUAACGAGAAGCAGCCGAAGCCCCGCGGUGUCCGAGGCGGAGAUGUUUGGUGAUUUUCAGGAGUGGUGCCUCCGCACUUAUGGGGACUCCGGCAAAACAAAGACGGUCACCCGGCGAAAAUACAACAAAAUUCUGCAGACCCUCUUGCAGAGCGACGACUCGGAGGGCGUCUAUAUCGAGAGCAACCACAUCAACGCCAAAUUUAAGUUCUGGGUGAAAUCCAAAGGUUUCCAGGUGGGCAACACUGACAGGAAGCCGAACGAGAACGGGGCAGCGGACAAACCGGUCCUGUACGUCCCCAUCAAGGCAACGUGUGUGGACGGGGGCUCGGGGCCGGAGAACUCCUUUCUCAAAAGGGUCGCUAUGGUGGAGGACUUCUAUGACAUCAUCUAUGCCAUGCACGUGGAGAUCAGCUCUGACCCGGCCAAAGCACCCAAACACGCCGGACAGAAGAAAACAUAUAAAGCGAUAGCGGAGACGUAUGCGUUCCUGCCCAGAGAGGCGGUGACCCGUUUCCUGAUGAGCUGUGGAGAAUGUCAGAAGAGGAUGCACAUCAGCCCCAGCGGAGCAGAGUUCAAAGAAAAUAAUCAACCAACUUCUCUGGCGGCCGACCUCAUCGACUACAACAUGCCCCUCACGACAACCUACUUGAAACAGAAGAAACUACAGUGCAUGAACAACAACGAGCAGGAUGACUGUUCAGUGAGUAGUGAGGAGUUUGAUAUGAGUGACCCCACAUGGAUAUCAGCUGAACGUCACGCUGCACCGUCUGACCUGAACCACCCCUCCAGCGCAGAUAGGAUGCACAGCCCGCAAAACACACACAAGGAAGAGGACGCAACAGGUUUCUUGGAUGUCAUCAGGGGAUGUGGUCAUAAGCUGAAGCUCAGGAGAGCUGAAGCUUGA
Messenger RNA from Sinocyclocheilus grahami, 1517 nucleotides. Its product is annotated as nucleolar protein 4-like. The record is from RefSeq and is a predicted model, not a curated record. Lineage: Eukaryota; Metazoa; Chordata; Actinopteri; Cypriniformes; Cyprinidae. The coding region runs from base 588 to 1517 and encodes 309 amino acids. The transcript has 6 exons.